Lottia gigantea (owl limpet) is the source of this 945-nucleotide messenger RNA. RefSeq lists its product as hypothetical. The record is from RefSeq and is a predicted model, not a curated record. The coding region runs from base 1 to 945 and encodes 314 amino acids. The transcript has 3 exons. NCBI's taxonomy places the organism in Eukaryota, Metazoa, Mollusca, Gastropoda, Lottiidae. Gene Ontology annotation, molecular function: protein binding.
AUGGCAAAACCACCUCCAGAUCCAAUAUUUAUAUUGAGAGGAUCCAUCAGCCCUGUAUCUUGUCUCCAUGCCCCAGCUCACAGUCUUGAUAUCCUAUACUGUGGUAAUCAAAGUGGACAGAUUACAGUGUGGAAUUUAAAGUCCAGGAGAGUUACUUGUACCAUUGAAGCACAUGUCAAGUCCACGGUGCUAUGGUUACAGUCAUUGAAUGAGAAAGAAUUGUUGUCUCAAGGAAGAGAUGGUUUGAUAAAGCUAUGGACUUAUGAAAAUGAACGGUUCUCUGUUAAAACUUCUUUCAAAUGUUCCAGUCAAACUUUCUGCUGUUCAGCGUUAUUUGAGUUUAAUAAGAUAAGAUAUUUAGUUUUACCCAAUGAGCAACAGUCUGUCAUAGAUAUAGUAAAUAUCAAAAACUCUCAACUUAUGGCAACAUUGAAACCAACAGAUCAGAAGUAUGGUAUGUGUAUGUGUGUGAAUAACUCUUAUUCAAGUGUUGAGGCUAAACCAUUGUUAUUAAUUGGGUAUGAAAAUGGUAGUAUUAUACUUUGGGAUAUUUUAGCAGAAAAGGUUCUAGAUAGAUUAGAUAUGUUCCUGGACUCUAUUAUGUGUUUAGAUUUCUCUAGCCAAUUACUAAAGGGGCUUUGUGGCUCUGUAAACAAUACAUUAAAAACAUUUAGAAUCACUAAGGAGAUGAAAUUAAUCCAAGAUAAAGAGUUAGAGGUGACUAAUGAUGGAUUUAGUAAUAUUAUUAUAAGAAAUGAUAAUAAGUUGGUAGUUACUACAGGAUGGGAUAGUACUAUACGCCUAUUUAGUAUGAAGUCAUGGAAACCUCUAGCAGUACUGAAAUAUCACAAAGAAAGUGUACAAUGUGCAACAUUUAUAUCUAAUAAUAUAUUAAUCUGUGGAUCUAAAGAUAAACUAAUAUCUUUGUGGAAUAUAUAUACAUGA